AUGCGUUUGUUGGCCCGUUCUGCAGCGAGCAACAUCAGCACCAGCAGCAACACGUGCAGCAGCACUAGCAGCAGCAGCAGCAGCAGCAAAUACAGCAGCAGACAGGCAACUGUUGGACGUUUGUUUUUCCGUUGUUUAAGUUCAGCAGCAGAUACAACUUCUGCAGCCGCUGCUGCUACAGCAGCAGAGGUUGCAGCAGCAGAAGUUGCUGCUGCAGCUCCUGGGCCCCCCCAAAAGAAGCGGCUUGGGGGCCCCCCUCCCCCCCCUCGGCUACAGUUGCUGCAGCGUCUGCAGCGAGUAGUUGAGGAGCUGCUGCAGCUACAGCAGCAGCAGCAGCAGCAGCGAUUCGGCAGUAGAGAGAGAAUGACGUAUACUGGUCUAUCUGAUGAGGCAAUAGUAGGUACAGACGAGGUGUGGGGCCCCACAGGGGGGCCCUUAGGGGGCCCCUCAGGGGCCCCUUCAGAUACAACUGAUGCUGAUGGUAUGUGGGAGGAGAGUACGGUUGCUUCUGAGGAGAGCUCCUGCCUGACUCCUCUGCAGCAGAGGCGGCAGCAAAGACAGCUUAAUCAGCAGCAGCAGCUGCUGCUGCAGCAGCAGCAGCAGGAGCUACAGGAGGAGCUACGCAGAAUAACAGAUGACCUAGUAAGACUAUGCGGACGUAUGAGGCCCCGCGAGCUGCUGGAGGUGCUGCGGCUGCUUGCUGCAAUAAGGAGGAGGGAGGCGCCACUGCUGCUUGCUGCUACCCAGGUGCUGCUGCAGCAGCAACCAGAUGAGAAAAUGCAGCUGCUGCUGCUACCUAUAGAGCAGCAGCAAAAACAAGAAGGGGUAGAGGCACUAUCCGUGCUGCAGACAGUUAUGCUGCUGCGCCACCUGCAGGUGCUGCAGUUCCCGUGUCUCCCCUUAGCACAGAGGGCACUGCAGCACAUAGAUGAGUCCCUUACUGUUGCUGCACAGAGCUGCAUGCAGCUGCACUACCUGCAGCAGCAACAGCAGCAGCAGCAGCAGCAGCAGCAGCAGCAGCAGCGGGUGCCUGAUUGCUUUGCUGAGAGGGAUUAUGCUGUCCUUGCUCCUUUUAUACCAUGGCAAAGGCCUGUAGAGUGUGAGGAAGCUGCAGCAGCAACAGCAGCAACAGCAGCAACAGCAGCAACAGCAACUGCAGCAAAACCAAUGACUGCAGCAGAAGUCCUUGAACAAAUUGCUGCAGCUGCUGCUCCCUCUGCUGCUGCUGCUGCAGACUUGGGGCCUUAUGAACUCGACCGGCAAUCCCCAGAAGCAGCAGCAGCAGCACAAGCAGCAGAUGCAGCAACAGAUGCAGCAACAGAUGCAGCAGGAGGAGAAGUAGAUGAGCUUCGUACCCGUUGCGCGCUGCAUGCAGUUGGGGUGUCUCUCCUCAGCAACAGUUUAGUUUAUUUUGCUGCUGCUCUUGCUGCUGCGCAGCUACGUUGUGCUGCUGUUAGGCGCAUAAGCGAUUUGCUGCAGCAAAUGCUCAUCAUAAGAGCAGCAGAAUUCAAUGCACCACAAACCGUCUCCCUUGCUCUGAACUGUCUAAGCUUAGGUCGUACAUCUGUUGCAUUAACAAAUGUGCUGCUGCAUAGGACUCCUGUCUUGCUGCCUUUUUUUUCUUUUCCUCUUCUUACCUUGCAGCUAAAUAUAAUUACGCGGCUGCUGCAGCUAAAUGGUCAUGUGCUGCAGCAGCAGCAGCUUAAGAACAUCAGACGUUUCCCACCCCACAAACAACACCAGAUACAACAGCAGCAGCAACAGCUGCAGCAGGAACAGCAGCAGGAGCAGAUUGAUGUGCAUGCACUGCCACAGCUAUGGUGCAACAUUGUUUCUAGGCUAUCAUCAGCACUGCCACAAGACCCAGCAGCAGCAGCAGCAGCAGCUAGCAGCAGCACGUCUCGUGCUCGUCUUAGAGACUUGCUGCAUGACCAUAUCUUAGCAGCACAGGAAGCAUACGACGCUUCCCUCGAGAAGAUCUACCAGCAGCACCUGCAACAGCACCAGCAGCAGCAGCAGCAGCAGCAACAGCAGGCUGGAAGUACAAAUGGACUUCCCUCUGGGGCCUCUGCAUGCGCAGCGGACGAUGCAGCCGGAGCUGUUGGGUCCCACGGUGGUCCCCCAGUGCCGUAUCUACCCUCUUCGUCCUUUCCGGGGGCCCCAGUGGGGGCCCCUGUGGCGACUCUUGCGGGGGCCCCUACCCUCCCCUUAGUGCAGCCACAGGCAUUAAAGAAUGUAGUAAAUGCACUGAAUUCUUUUUCUCGUCUUGCCCAUAUGGGUCUUGUGUCUCUGCGUGAUGUAUCAGCAGAAGCAGCAGGGGCUGCUGCUGUAGCUGCAGCAGCAGCAGCUGCUGCUGCCGAUCAGUUGGUGCCCGCAGCGAUGCAAGAGGAGCAGCAGAUGCUCCGCAACCCCGGUGGAGCACCACCAACAGCAGGAGGAGGAACAGCAGCAGAGGAGGAUGAGGUGCACCGGUGGCAGCGCAGCAGAGCACGACUCAGCAGCAUUGUGGAGUGUACAGGUGGCUUCCGCAUGCGCGGUGUAGAGAUGACACCAGGAGACCGCCGCAGCAGCAGCAGCAUCUAUGCAUUCUUCCAUAGAGCUAUCUUGCUGCUGGUGCAGCACCAGCAGCACCUCGAUCCCCAGUCUCUUAGUAAUGCUGUUAAUGCAUUCGCAAAGGCUAGGCUUCAAGGGCAUGCGAUUUAUGUCUCCCAGCUAAUCCCGCGAAUGAUUGAAACGGCAGAAAAUUUCAGUUGGCAACAUUUGAGCAUGACACUCAAUGGAUUUGCAUGUAUACCGACUUCUGCAUGCGUUUUGGAAUGUCUUAAGGAAACGACCUCUCCAUCUAAUGGGAGCCGCAUGGCGACGUCUUCUUGGGUGUCUGCGCAACUUCCUGAACUCACCACCCAGGGCCUGACGAACCUCCUAUUCUCGCUAGUGGUGUUAGACUGCGUAUAUGAGUGCAGCUUCCCGCCUCAGCAGCUGCCGCAGCAGCAGCAGCCGCUGCCGCCACAGCAGCAACAGGGGGGUGUUUGGCAACUGCUGCUGCAAGCUGCAUGCAGGAGAAAAGACCUCAAGCUGGAGGCGAUGACAAUGCUGAAAGUAUCGGCUAUGGCGCUAUUUGGGGUGUAUGGGGACCCUGCAACAGCAACAGCAGCAGCAGCUGCUGCUGCUGCCGAGCAAGCAGCACCACAGCAGCAUAGCAGCAGCCGGAACGCAUACAACCGUCUAUAUGACAGUAACGGGAAUUUCUUGUUGCAUGCGCUGGAGCAGCAGCAGCGGCAGCUAGAGCAGCAGCAAGGAAUACAAGCAGAGGCCCCCAUAGCAAGAAGCUGCAUGCAGCUGCAGCACAGGAGAAUUCCUGCUGCUCUAGCCGCACUGCUGAACACGAAGACACUGAUGUUUUAUCCAGGAAAGCCUUCAGGCAUGCACCUGCAAGUGGCCGCGACUGUGCGCAACAUGGGGCUGCAUGCGCUGCAUGAAGUUAUAAUAGGAGGAGAAGCCGAUAUGAGGGCUACACAGCAGGAGGAGGAGGAGGAGCUGCAGCAGCAGCAGUACCAUGGAGAAGACGAGAGCAAUUUAGACAAGGGCCCCAAACUACAUCAACAGCAGCAACACCAACAGCAGCAACAGCAGCAGCAGCAGCAGGAAACUUCAGCAGUUGCGAUGCAAUGUUUUGUUAGUUUGAGGGUUGGUGGAUAA
Eimeria maxima is the source of this 3699-nucleotide messenger RNA. RefSeq lists its product as hypothetical. Bases 1 to 3699 code for a protein of 1232 amino acids. NCBI's taxonomy places the organism in Eukaryota, Apicomplexa, Conoidasida, Eucoccidiorida, Eimeriidae. The record is from RefSeq and is a predicted model, not a curated record. The transcript has 10 exons.